AUGGCGUUUUUUGACGCUGCGCUUUUGGCAAUGGGAAAUAUUCUCUUUGUUAUCGGACUCAUUUUAAUUAUUGGACCGCAACGUACCAUAGCAUUUUUCUCGCGUCCUACCAAGAUCAGAGGAACUGUAUGCUUCUGUGUUGGCAUAUUGUUAAUUUUGAUGAAAUGGUCAUUUAUAGGAUUCAUUGUGGAAUCAGUGGGGAUAUUGGGACUUUUUGGUGAUUUUUUCGGUACCAUAAUCCAAUUUUUAAGGUCAGUACCAUAUAUUGGUGACUUCUUGAGCCAUCCGGCUAUAGCUCCAACCAUUGAUAGACUUGCGGGUAUCAAUACGUUGCCAGUAUAG
Molecule: messenger RNA, 342 nt
Organism: Meyerozyma guilliermondii ATCC 6260
Lineage: Eukaryota; Fungi; Ascomycota; Pichiomycetes; Serinales; Debaryomycetaceae
Exons: 1
Coding region: 1-342 (113 amino acids)
Biological process (GO): endoplasmic reticulum to Golgi vesicle-mediated transport; retrograde transport, endosome to Golgi
Cellular component (GO): endoplasmic reticulum; Golgi membrane; Golgi cis cisterna
Source: RefSeq, a predicted model, not a curated record